Eublepharis macularius is the source of this 1916-nucleotide messenger RNA. Its product is annotated as cholinesterase-like. Lineage: Eukaryota; Metazoa; Chordata; Lepidosauria; Squamata; Eublepharidae. The record is from RefSeq and is a predicted model, not a curated record. Gene Ontology annotation, biological process: acetylcholine catabolic process; choline metabolic process. The coding region runs from base 77 to 1786 and encodes 569 amino acids. The transcript is spliced from 4 exons. Gene Ontology annotation, molecular function: acetylcholinesterase activity. Gene Ontology annotation, cellular component: plasma membrane.
GAUGGAUAAGUGAACUGAUACACAGAGAGCUGCAAAACGACAUUGCUGGGAGCAGGGGCAAGAGAAAGGUGCUACAAUGAUUUGUCUCCUCCUUUGGUUUUUGAGCUUCCCGGUCCUUUCCCGACUGGAACCCAAGUCUUCUACAGAAGAUGAUACUAUAGUAGUCACCCGCAGUGGCUCUGUCCGGGGAAAGUAUCUUCCAGCUGGCUCAAGAACAGUCACAGCCUAUCUGGGCAUCCCCUAUGCAGAGCCCCCUUCAGGCAAAUUGCGUUUCCAGAAGCCUGUGCCCCGUAAGUCAUGGAGCCACAUCCUGGAAGCCACCAGCUUUGGCAAUUCAUGUCACCAAAUAGUUCUUUCUAACUUUCCUGAUGCUGAAAUUUGGACCGCCAACACACCCCGUUCAGAGGACUGUCUUUUCCUCAAUGUCUGGGUGCCCCAUCCUCGGCCCUCCACACCAGCUGCUGUCCUUGUCUGGAUCCAUGGUGGGGGAUUUUCUGCUGGCACAACUUCCUUGGUUGCAUAUAAUGGAGCAUUCUUAGCUGCCACUGAGAAUGUUAUUGUGGUCUCCAUGAACUACCGUCUGGGGGCUCUAGGCUUCCUUUCAUUGCCACCAGCCGCCCCAGGAAACGUGGGCCUGUGGGACCAACAGUUAGCCCUAAGAUGGGUGAGGGAGAAUGCAGCCGCCUUUGGAGGAGACCCAACUCGGAUAACUAUUUCCGGCCAGAGUGCUGGAGGAGCAGCUGCCGGCUACCACCUCCUCUCACCAGGGAGCCAGCCUCUUUUUGAUCGUGCUGUGUUGCAGAGUGGGACAGCCAUUGCUCCCUGGGCUUGGGUGAGUCCUGAGGAAGCAAAGAAGAGAGCCCUGGCCCUGGCCCAGCAAAUGGGCUGUGCAGGAGAUGAGGACACUGCCAUAGUGAGUUGCUUGCAGGGAAAAGAAGCGGAAGAAUUUCAGAAGGUUGUGGAUCCCAAGGCCAUUUUGAGUCCUCCCUUCAUACCAACAACAGAUGGAGAGUUCCUUCCAGAUGAUCCACAGGCACUUCUGGAGUCUAAGCACUUUCAUUCUAAACCUAUUAUGAUUGGUGCUACCUCUGAUGAUGGGUCCAUCUUUGUCUUCUAUGCUGGUUCUUUCUUACAUACGUCCAACGACAGCCUUUUGACCUGGGAGCAGCUCUUGGAGGGGCUUAAGUUGUAUAUACCCAAUGCAACAGAUGACUUCAUCCAAGCUAUUGCUGCGAGGUACAGCAAAGAGGAACCUGAGGGCCCAGCCCGGUAUCGUUCUGCCAUGUCCCAAGCCUGUGGAGAUUACAUGUUUGUAUGUCCAGAAAAUGAAGUUGCCACAAAGAUCACAAAGAGCGGAAGCCCUGUGUAUGCAUAUACUUUCACCCAUCGCAGCAUUGGAUCAGUAUGGCCUGAAUGGUUGGGAUCAAUGCAUGGAUCUGAGAUCCCAUAUCUUUUUGGAACCCUGACACUGUUAAUGGGAACCAAUGAAACUCAUACAGGGGCAGAGUUAGCACUAAUCCCCCGAGUGAUGCGGUACUGGGCGGAGUUUGCCAGAAGCGGCAAUCCCACUGCCUCAGAUGUCAGUGAGACAAAAUGGCCUCUCUACAACCCUACAGAGCAGAACUUCUUUCGCAUAAGCACGGAACCACCUCAGGUCAUGAAGCCAUCCCCUGCGCGCCACUGUGGUUUCUGGAAGGCGCUCUUAUCAGAGGCAUCAAAACCAAAUCAGCUUCCAAAAGAUUCUGUUCUCUCCAGUCCAGAAGACAAUAGGAAGCGAGAACUGUGAUUUGAGCAUUUACAUGAGGAUGGAGAAAAAGAAUUAUAUGAACUUGGGAGGAAGAAGUCUGAAGAGUGGACAACAGAAGAAAUUUUAGUUUACACCUUUGUUCUUUUCUUUUCGAUUCAGAGUGGAUUAU